GAUUUUUCAGACAUAUUAAAUGAAAUUGUUAAAAAAAGAUACAUUAUACAAUAACUGACACCUAUCUAAGCUACGAAAUCUCAACAUUAGUGUUGUUAAGUUGUGAUAUACUUCAAGAAUACCUGUGACAUAAUUUUGUUGUUAUUUCAUUCAAAUCAGGGUUUUACAAAAUUUGGUGCCUUUUGAAGUAGAGUUGGUGCCUUAACAUGAAGCUGAAAGAAUUAAAGAAGACGGUCAACGUGAGCUGGUCGCCAGCGGAGCAAUAUCCGUCGAUGCUGGCUGCCGGCUCCGCGGCUCAGCAAGUGGAUGCAAAUUUCAGUUCCAAUUCCUCAUUAGAACUUUAUUCUUUAAAUUUAGAAGACCUAGGAUUAGAUUUAGAGCUUAAGGCCAGCUUGCAAACACAGCACAAGUUUCAGAAGAUAGUGUGGUCAGGAGCGGGAACAAUAGUUGGUGGCUGCGAUGGAGGCUUGCUUCAAUUCUAUAAUACUGAGAAAGUUCUCAAUAGUUCACCUGAUGCACUUGUUGGAAGCAGCGAUAAACAUAAUGGAAAUGUAUCUGCAUUGGAUGUUAAUCCGUAUCAAAAGAAUUUAUUAGCAUCGGGAGCAUCAGAUAGUGAAAUAUUUAUAUGGGAUCUAAACAACACAAGCCAGCCAAUGGCACCGGGAAAUCGAAGUCAGCCUUAUGAACAUGUACAGGCCCUAGCAUGGAACCAGCAGGUGCAACACAUUUUAGGCUCCACAUUUGCCACAAGGUGCUUAGUAUGGGACUUGAGGAAGAAUGAACCUAUAAUGAAAUUGAGCGACGCCCAGUCCCGCACCCGUUGGCGCAGCGUGUGCUGGCAUCCGGCCGUGGCCACCCAGCUCUGCAUCGCCUCAGAGGACGACUUGCUGCCGGUCAUACAGCUUUGGGAUCUGCGGUUAGCAGCAUCUCCGUUGGUAACCCUGGAAGGACACAGCAAGGGAAUUCUGGGUCUAUCCUGGAGUCCGCACGAUCCUGACCUACUUCUGAGUGCCGGAAAGGAUGGCCGACUGCUAUGUUGGAACCCAAAUAACACCAAACCGGGUGGAGAACUGGUGGUGGAAGUGUGUCAGCAAGGCCAGUGGGUGAACGACGUGUCGUGGAGCGGCCGCACUGCGGGCGUGUUCGCGGCGGCGGCGGCGGAGCACGUGGCCGUUCACUCGCUGCUGGGGGGCACGAGGCCUGAUCGGCAAAGUCUCCACACGGCCAGCAACAUAAUGGAGUCGUUCGGGGGCGCGGACUCGUUCGCAGCUCUGCCGGCGGUUACCAGAGCUGAGCCCGCCUCGGCGCCCAACCCUCUGCCGAAGAACCCGCCGGCUUGGCUCAAGAGGCCCAGCGCAGCCAAGUUUGCCUUUGGCGGAAAACUGGUAACGUUUGACAAGUGUCCACAAAGCGAAGAAGUUAGGAGAUUGGUGCAAAUCACGCAGGUUGUGAGUGAGCCAGAGUUGGUGGAGAAAUCGGUGUCGCUGGAACAAGUUUUGGCUCUCACAUUGAGCCGUGACCCUCAGGCGGCCGACAGACUUGCAGAGUACUGUCGUGAGCAGGGAGACGCGUCUUCCGACCAACACGAGCGGUACACGUGGUUCUUCCUUCGGGCCAACUUCCUUCCUUCUUUCCGCACUGAAGUGCUUAACUUGCUCGGUUACAAGCAAGACGAGAUCCCAUCGAAGUUCAAAAGUCAAAACGCUGGAGACAUCCAAAACGACACAGCCUUUUUGAGCCGGGGCGAGUCCACGGAGACGGAGGCUGAACUUUCGACCGACACCAGCACCGAUCUCUCGGAGGCUCAAACCCUAAUCGAAAGGAAAUUAGCGAAUCUCGACUUAGAAACCACUGCCACAGAUGUGGUUAUCCCGAACGGAGAAGAAUCAACGAGUUUGAUUUGCCGAGCUCUGGUCUGCGGAAACUUGGAAGAGGCUGUGGAACUCUGUCUCGACACGAACAGAGUGGCCGAUGCGCUUAUUAUCGCUUCUCUGGGCAGCCAAGAGCUGGUCUACAAAGUCCAGCGAUACCAUUUGAACGCCAACGCGUCAGACCCGGUGUCUCUCCUCAGCGGAAGUCUUCUGCGAAGCAAGUGGGAGGGGCUCGUGAGGAGUUCGGCUCCCGAGAGCUGGAAGGACGUCUUGGCCACCCUCGUCACUCACGCGGACACCGAUGUCCUGCCGCACUACUGCGAAUUAUUAGGCGACAAGUUAUCCGAGGAAUCGGACGAAACCUACAAAAAAGCGGCCCAGCUAUGCUACGUGGUGAGUGCGGCCGGGGACGCGUUAGCCGCGCGGUUAUCGCGCGAGAAACGCGACGUCAACGAUAUAGCAGAGCUGACGAGACGAGCCCAACUCGCUCUGUUACUAAAAACGGCUGCGGUUACGCGCGGUAGACCAGUGCAGGACGGAGGCAGCUUGACAAGUAUUCUGACAGAGUACGCGGGGCGAUUGGCCUCUCAGGGCUGCCUCCAAAGCGCUCUCACCGCUCUCCAGGGGUCUCCUUCGGAAAUGUACGACCGACUCGCCACAGCCCUAGGGCUGGCACAGAACAGAUUUGCGCAGCAACACCCGCAACACCCUCAACCUCAACAGCAGCAGUUCACGAGCAGGACCCGUACGGCGAGCGAACACUCGCAGAAACGGACUCAACCGAACAACUUCUUGCCCAACAAUGCAGCGCUUCCACCGAAGCCAGAAGAGCAGUGGCAAAGAGCAUCCAACCCGUGGAACGCGCCAGUGCCAGCUGCGCCUGCGCAAGUGGCGCCUCCUUCGCAGCACUCGCGACCUGGAAGCGUGGGACCUCAGACCGGUAUAACAUCCCGCUCCAAAUACAAAGUGGACCCGUCGGUGCAAUCCGCCCCCCUUUACAGCCAAUAUGGCUUCAACAACGCGGUCACGAAUCAACCACAAUUCGGUUACAAUAGUCCAAUUCCCGACCAAUACAAUCCCGCCGGUGUCCCUUCACACAACUUCACCCCCAUCAACCAACCCAAUCCUAUGAACCCACCCUUGAACCCAAACCUGCCAUUAAACCCGUCCCAUCAAUUAAAUCCAAUUCCCCACAACCCGACGAUGCACCCAGCGAAUAUACCAGCCAACCCCUCGAACCAAGUGAACCAACCGGGUCAAACCAACGGCAGCUAUUAUGGUUCGCAGGGAGUCGAACCCGCCGCUCCCGCUCUUCCCUCCAAACCGGUCGCCCCCGGAUGGAACGACCCGCCCGUCAUGACCUCUAAGCCUAAGCAAUAUGACCAAGAUAUGUCACCCUUACACGCGGGCACCAGGCACUGGAGUCACAUUAUUAGCCACGAGCCAAAGCCAGAAGUCCAACAACAGGCUCCGAUCACUCAUCCAUUAUUCGGCGCUGAGCAACCUCAGCACGUCCCGCUGAAUCCGGGUCAACAACCGUUCCCAGGUCAACAACAAUUCCCGGGUCAACAACAGUUCCCGGGUCAACAACAAUUCCCGGGUCAACAACAGUUCCCGGGCCAACAACAGUUCCCCGGCCAACAGCAAAUUCCAAGUCAGCAACAAUAUCCGGGACAACAGUUACCCGGGCAACAGCAGUUUAAUCAACAGCCUUUCCCGGGGCAACAGGGCCAGUUUCCUGGUCAACAAUUCCCUCAGCAGUAUUCAGAUCAGUAUCAAGGACAGUAUCAGCAGCAGGGAUAUCAACGGACGGAGAGUCCAGCUCCGGUGCAGCCGGCUCCCGUGCCCAAAGGCCCUAUUCCGGAGCAGCAUCAGAUUUUGCAGACUAUUUUUGAGCAGCUGAGACACGACUGCGUCAACAAUGCCACUAGCUCGGUGGCGAAGAGAAAACUCCAAGAAGUUCAGAAAAAAUUAGAGAAUUUGUACGACUUACUACGAUCUAAUAGGCUCUCGGACAGUUCGUUGGGGACCCUCCACUCGUGCGUGCAGUGCGUCCAAAGCGGAGACCUGAACGGCGCUCAACGCGCCAUCAUGUCUCUGGCCGGAGACGUGGACUUCGCUCUGGUGGCCAGCUUCAUUCCGGCCAUCAAGACGCUCCUCACCUUGGCCGACCAGCAGUCGCGGUAGUUCCGGUUCCCCUGACGGAAUAAUUUGAUUACAUCUCAAUCACCGAUUACUCCAAUUUUAUUGAUUUUUGAUUUCAAAGGAAAUUUUAAGGCGUGAUUGAUGACUUUCUUACAUUUAAUUGUUAACUUAAAGCUUGCCUGUGAGUGUCACGUUAUUAUAGUUUUCCCAGCUACCUUAGUUUAAUUGCUUACGGUUACGAUCUAAACUGAAGAUAAUUUAUUGAAUGAUAUGCACUGAGAAAUCAAAAUUGUUUGAUCACAUAAUACUAUUUGUAUGAAAUGUUUUUUAAAUAUAAUAUAUUAUUUAGUAAUUCUAAAAGUUUAUUAAUAUAUUAAUUUGAUGUUUUGAAUAAUGUUUUGCAUCCUACAAUAUUUAUAAUGUAUGGUAAAGUUAUAAUAAUAAUUUUAUCUUUGAGGUAUGUAAAAUAACUUAAUAAAAUUUAAUUGUAUUAUAUCCUAACGACUGUAUCAGAAUGUACAUUAUAAACAGUGUAUACUUAAUUAAGUCUUAGUUAUAUUAUAAAUGAAAUAUAUUUUGAGAAAUUA
Molecule: messenger RNA, 4603 nt
Organism: Pieris napi
Lineage: Eukaryota; Metazoa; Arthropoda; Insecta; Lepidoptera; Pieridae
Gene: Sec31
Product: protein transport protein Sec31A
Exons: 26
Coding region: 207-4058 (1283 amino acids)
Biological process (GO): endoplasmic reticulum organization; COPII-coated vesicle cargo loading; intracellular protein transport
Cellular component (GO): endoplasmic reticulum exit site; COPII vesicle coat
Molecular function (GO): protein binding; structural molecule activity
Source: RefSeq, a predicted model, not a curated record